Molecule: messenger RNA, 6471 nt
Organism: Eremothecium cymbalariae DBVPG#7215
Lineage: Eukaryota; Fungi; Ascomycota; Saccharomycetes; Saccharomycetales; Saccharomycetaceae
Gene: BRR2
Product: ATP-dependent RNA helicase BRR2
Exons: 1
Coding region: 1-6471 (2156 amino acids)
Cellular component (GO): nucleus
Molecular function (GO): ATP binding; nucleic acid binding; ATP hydrolysis activity
Source: RefSeq, a predicted model, not a curated record
AUGUCUGAAGAGAAGAAAAAUGAGAUCAAGCAGAAGAUCCGAGAAAUAUAUCGUUAUGAUGGAAUGUCUAACAAAGUUCUACGAGCUGAUAGACGAUUACAGGAAAAUAAAGCUGACCCUUUAAAGGAUGCAGCGAUAGCUCAACCCAAGUCAAUGGCAGGUAGAAUAUCUAUAAAAGAUAUGGGGCAAAUAACAACUAAUGAAGAUUCUAAUAUUGCUGAGAAGCCCAUGAUAAAAGAACUUCCUGUUGCAAAAGUCAAGAAAGAAGCAGCGACAACAACUGCUACAAGAAAUAUAGGACUAAGAAGUGUUUUAGCGGAUGGAAUUGAUACAUUGAAAUAUUAUCCAAGUACCAAACCGAAUACAGAAGUAUAUGGAAAUAUUCUAGCAUAUGUUUCAGAGCUGCUAGGAAAUGAUAUGCCUCAUUCUGUGGUAGUUAGUGCAACUGAUCUUGUACUGCAAGUACUGAAAGGAGAUGGAUUAGAAUCAGAACAUAGUAUGACUGUUAAGAAGCAACAGAUUGAAGAAGAUCUGGAUAUGAACCUUGGGGAAAAUAAAUUCCAUGAGCUUGUUAACCUAUCUAAAAAGCUCACAGAUUAUCAUCGGAACACAGAACCAGAGGCUGGUAAUGAAGUUGCCAUUAUAGAUGAUAGUGGCUCAGAAGAUGAUGAUGAUGAUGAAGAUAAUGAAGCAACUACCAAUCAAGUUCUGGAAGAUUUAGGUGAAGGAAUGAAUAUUGAACUGAUCGAUACUAAUGACCAAAAAACCAACGACAUUAAACUUGGAAUUUCUAAUGAUAUUAUUGAAUUUCAUGGUUCAACGAAAAAUGACGCCGUGGAACAUAUACCGAUAUAUGUUAUUGAUGAAUAUUAUCUUCAAAGGAAGAUCAAUUCGGUAUUAAAAGUAUCAGAUGAUCUUGUACAUAAUAUUUCAGAAAAGAUUCUACAACUUUUGGGUGAAGAAUAUGCCACGAAAGAUUUAGAAAGCAAACUGAUCGAGAUUUUGAAGUUUGAAAAUUAUGAAUUGAUAGAAUUCAUUGUGUUAAAUAGGAUGCCGCUAUUUUGGGGUACCAAGCUAUCACGAGUUUCAGAAAAAACAAGAGAGUCGGUGUUGGAAGAAAUGCUCAAAAAUGGACAUUAUUCUUUGGUUGAAGAAUAUAAAAAGAGAGAAGUGCAACCAAAACGCCGAGUAAGUGAUAGUAGUAAUGAAAAAUCCUUAAAACCUGCCAUGAAGAAACAAAAAAAUGAUUUUACUUCAAAUUACCUUCAAAUCGUUGAUUUGAACACUUUAUCCUUUGAUCCUGGAUCAAAACUUUUGACUACAACACGGAUUUCUUUACCAAAGGAUUCCUUUAAAAGAAUAAAGCCAUCUUAUGAAGAGAUUCAUAUUCCCGCUCCUUUGAUGCCAACAGAUGGCUUUCCACUAGUUCCAAUUUCUCAGUUUCCGGAAUGGGCACAAAAGGCAUUCCCUGUUACUGAAACCAAGACUUUAAAUCGCAUACAAUCGGAGGUAUACCCUGUGGUCUUUGAUACAGAUGUAAAUAUCCUGUUAUGUGCCCCGACUGGUGCUGGUAAAACAAACGUAGCUAUUUUGGCCAUUUUGAGAGCAAUUUCUAAGUUUUUUAACGUCGAGAGAAACAAGCUACAAAUAUCUAAAUUCAAGGUUGUAUAUGUCGCACCUCUGAAGGCAUUGGUGCAAGAACAGGUUCGAGAGUUUCAAAGACGAUUACAACAGUAUGGAAUUAGGACUGCAGAGUUAACCGGUGAUUCUAAUUUGACAAAGCAGCAAAUAUCAGACACGCAGAUUUUGGUUUCCACCCCAGAAAAGUGGGACGUUAUUACGAGGAAUGAGUCUAACCAAAGCUUUAUAAAGUACGUCCGUCUUAUCAUUAUUGAUGAAAUUCACUUAUUGCAUGAUGAACGUGGUCCUGUGUUAGAAAGUAUAGUGGCCCGUUCGUUCAGAAAUCAGGAUCUUGAAUCCAUACCACGGUUACUUGGGCUAUCCGCAACUCUACCGAACUUUGAAGACGUUGCAAAAUUCUUAAGAGUUCCAAAAGAAGGGUUAUUUUACUUUGAUUCAUCAUAUAGGCCAUGUCCGCUGGCUCAACAAUUUUGCGGUAUUACUGAGAAGAGUGCUAUCAAGAAAGUUAACGCCAUGAAUCAUAUCUGCUAUGAAAAGAUACUAGAAUCUGUUGCUGAAGGCCAUCAAGUUAUAGUUUUCGUUCAUUCACGUAAAGAUACUUCAAGAACUGCUCGAUGGAUAAAAGAAAAACUCGUUGAAGAAGAAAAUAUUAAUCGGUUUAUCCCAUCAGAUCCUGGAGCCGUUCAAAUUCUAAAACGCGAAUCAAAGAAUAUUAGCGAUCGCCAUUUAUGUGAAUUGGUAGAGUUUGGGAUUGGAGUUCAUCAUGCCGGGCUUAUGAAAGAUGAUAGAUCCUUAUCAGAGGACCUUUUUGCUGAUGGAUUAUUGAAAGUUCUUGUAUCAACAGCUACCCUUGCAUGGGGUGUUAACUUACCUGCUCACACAGUUAUCAUUAAGGGAACAGAUGUUUAUUCUCCUGAAAAAGGUGAAUGGACUCACAUUUCGCCCCAGGAUGUACUACAAAUGUUAGGUAGAGCUGGUAGACCAAGAUAUGACACAAAUGGUGAGGGUAUCAUUAUCACUAAUCAGUCAGAUAUACAAUAUUAUUUGGCCGUGUUAAACCAACAACUCCCUAUUGAAUCACAGUUUAUAAGCAGAUUUGUUGAUAAUUUGAAUGCUGAAAUCGUUCUGGGCUCUGUGAAGAAUAGGCUCGAUGCUGUUGAUUGGCUAGGUUAUACUUACUUAUAUGUGCGUUUGCUAAAAGUUCCUGAUAUCUAUAAUGUUCCUGUUGAAAAAUACCCUGAAGAUACCGUUUUGUAUAAUUAUAGAUGCAACCUAGCCCACUCUGCACUCACUAUUCUUCAUAACAAUAAUUUAGUUGUUUAUGAUGCUCUUUCAGGUAAUGUUCGAUCAACUGAAUUAGGCCGAAUAGCUUCUCGUUUUUACAUCAAAUAUACCACCAUUUCGAUGUAUAAUGAAAGUUUGGGAGAGCAGCUUGAUCAACUUGAUAUCUUGAACAUAUUCGCUAAAUCUGAUGAAUUCAAAUAUAUGUCUUGUCGGCAAGAGGAAAAACAUGAAAUUACAAGAUUACUUGAAAGAGCACCAAUUCCCAUUAAAGAGAAUGCAGAUGAUCCACUGGCAAAAGUGAAUAUUUUGCUACAGUCUUAUAUUUCUCGGUUGGUACUAGAUGGCUUUGCAUUAAAUGCGGAUAUGGUAUUCAUCACGCAGAAUGCAGGUAGAUUAUUUCGAGCAUUAUUUGAAAUAUGCUUGAGAAAGCGUUGGCCACGGCUUACAAAGAUUUUGCUAAAUAUAUGCAGAUCAAUUGACAGAAGAUUGUGGUUAACGAAUUCACCUCUUAGACAAUUUCCAAGAUGCCCUAUAGAAAUCAUUAAAAAAACUGAAGCAUCUUCUUUGCCUUGGAUUGGUUAUCUUUACCUAAAAUCUCCGGCUGAGGUUGCGCAAGCUAUCAGGUCCGAAAAGUUUGGGAAGGCUACAUAUGAUCUAAUUCAAAGAUUCCCAAAGCUCAGAAUGGAGUGUUCUAUACAACCCAUAACGCAGAGCGUAUUAAAGUUUAGUUUAGAACUGAUUCCAGAGUGGAUUUGGGAUUCUAAAAUUCACGGACAUGCAGAAACAUUUAUACUUACCGUUGAAGAUACCGAUGGUGAAGUGAUUCUAUAUACCGAUACCAUAACUAUAAUGAAAGAUUAUAGUCACACAGAGCAUCUGAUUGAGUUUACAAUACAGCUUGAUCUAUCCAAGCCAGUCCAAGUUCCACCUGCAUAUUUUAUUAGUUUAUCUUCAGAAAAGUGGUUGCAUGCUGAUUAUAGAAUACCAGUGGUUUUAAAUGAAAUACAUCUACCGAAGAAAUUUCCUGCUCCUACACAAUUGAUAGAAAGAGACUUAAUUCCCAUUAACGAAGUGGGUGAGGACGAAUAUAUGAAUACUUUCCCAUUUUCUCAUUUCAAUAAAUUUCAAACACAUGUUUUUCAUCCCCUUUACAAUACUGAAGACAAUGUCUUGAUCUGUGCAUGUAAAGGAUCUGGAAAAACUGUGAUGGCAGAAUUAGCUUUAUUGAACCAUUGGAAAAAUGGGAAAGGACGUGCAGUUUAUAUAUGCCCAUCUCAGGAACGAAUUGACGGAUUACUUGAGAAAUGGAAACAUAACUUUUCAAAUAUCGCUGGCGGUAAAAAUAUUAAUAAAUUUGGCGCUGAGUUAACAUUAAACCUACGACUUCUCACGGAAUCACAUUUAAUUUUAUCAACACCUUCCCAGUUUGAUUUAAUAUCACGCCGUUGGAAACGAAGGAGAAAUAUUCAGACAUUAGAAUUAUUGAUCUUAGAUGACGUUCAUAUGGUCAGUAAUGGAUUAGAGGGUGCUAUAUAUGAGACUAUUAUAUCCAGAAUGCUCUUUAUCAGGGGUCAAUUAGAAACUAAUUUGAGAACUGUUGGGCUUUCUACCUCAUUGGCAGACGGUCGUAAUUUCGGAGAGUGGAUAGGAGCGAAUAAAAAUAACAUAUUUAAUUUUUCUUAUCAGGAAAGAAACAGCCCAUUUCAAAUUCAAUUUCAAUCUUAUGAGGAUUCAAAUAAAGUAUCUGUGGAUCCAUCAAUGCUGAAGUCUGCCUUUGAACUUAUUAUAAAUACACCCGCUCAUCUCAAUACAGUUGUUUUCUUAUCCGCCAGGAAACUUUGUAUUGAUGUUGGUAUAACGUUUACGAAAAUUGCAAACUCUAUCAAUAAAUCACUAUCGAAAAUGAAUGCCUCUGAAUUAGACAACUAUUUGAUAAAAGUUAAGGAUUUACAGUUAAAAGAAUUUUUAAAAAAAGGAAUUGGCUUUUUCUACAAAGGGAUGUAUGCAUCUGACAAAAAUAUUGUUGAAGAGUUGCACAAUAAAAGAUUGCUUUCAGUUACUUUAAGUUCAAGAGAUUUCCAUAACCAGGCACCUAUUUCAAAUAAUGUCAUAAUAUUAAGCACCCAGUAUUAUGAUAUCAGAGAACAUCGCAAUGUCAAUUACACGAUAAUUGAACUUUUGGAGAUGCUUGGUCUUUCUACCGGCUACAGCAACAAUCCUGGCAGAGCUAUAAUUUUGACAAAUUCAAAAACCAAGGAUUAUUACAAGAAAUUUUUGACAGAACCGCUCCCGACAGAAAGUUACAUGCCAUUCUAUCUUCAUGAUGGGUUCAUAACUGAUAUAGCUACAUCAAUUAUUGAAAGCAAACAGGAUUGUGUGGAUUGGAUAACAUACACAUAUUUUUACAGGCGUAUUCAUGCAAAUCCAAGUUAUUAUGGAGUUAAGGAUACUUCACCUAUGGGAAUAUCCGCUUACUUUACGGAAGUCGUUCAAGAUACAUUGGACGACUUGUUGGAAGCUUCUGUUAUCGAAAUCAAUCAUUCAGUUGAUGAAGACCAACAACAAGAAGCAGAUGAGGUUAUAUCUCCAUUGAACGGAUGCAUGAUCAGCUCACAUUACAAUAUUUCAUUCCAGACCAUGUAUAUGUUCAUGAAUUCUUUGGAGAAGAGUACUAAAUUAAAGUCCAUUAUUGAAACUUUAGCUUCUGCUUUGGAAUUUGAAAAUAUCCAAUUCCGGCAAGAGGAGUUUACCACUUUAUCAAAGAUUCAUAGUGCCUUACCCUUUCAAUAUUCUGCUGGUUUACAACAAGAAUUACCUGCCUUCAAAGUUUUUGUCUUACUGCAGGCUCAUUUUUCCCGCUUGAAGCUGCCCGCUGAAUUGGAGAUGGAUUUAAACAGUAUUUUAGGCAAGGUUAUUCCUUUACUGAAUGGAAUUAUAGACAUUCUAUCAGGUGAUGGUCGUUUGAACGUGACAACUGCGAUUGAUCUUUCCCAGAUGUUAGUACAAGGCUGUUGGGACACUGACAGCCCAUUAAAACAGAUCCCGUAUUUUGACAGUGAAAUUUUACAGAAGUGCGCUGACCACAAGGUCGAAACAGUAUACGAUAUAAUGGCAUUGGAAGAUGAAGAACGUAAUUCUAUAAUAUCUUUACCUGCUAUAAAGUUAAAUCACGUCGCAGAAUUUGUUAACAGUUAUCCAAAUAUUGAAUUACAGUAUUCAAUUGAUAAAUCUGCUUCUAUGAUUGCAAACAAACCGAAAAGCAUAAAUGUUACUAUAGUAAGAGAUGAGGAGCCAGAAUCUUUAAUAGUGAUUUCUAGCCGGUUUCCAGUCCAAAAACUAGAAAAUUGGUGGAUAUUUAUUGGAGAAAUUUCUACUAAACAACUGUAUGCAAUUCGUAAAGUAUCCUUGACGAAAGAAACGCAGUCUUAUGACCUUGAUGUUACUAUUUCAGAGGUUGGAAAGCAUAGAUUAACCUUAUGGUGUGUUUGUGAUUCCUAUAUGGAUGCAGAUAAAGAGCUGUCUUUUGACUUGGAUGUUAUUGAGUAG